UGCAAACAGCAGACGAAUGCUAUGUACGUGUCAUUUGCUCUUCGCCUGCGUCUCUGCAAGAAGCCUGAAUGCAGGAAGAAGUUCAUCAGCGGUUCUCUGGUUGAUGCUUCGCUGAUCUACAAAGACAAUAAUGUACGCGAUGUCAUCUGGGUACCUUAUGCGGAAUCUAGUCGAUGUUUUGCACCCUUCUCCCCAUUGACUCAAAACUGGCCAGACGUGCAAGUCCUCUUGCGUAGAUCUGACUGGAAUCAUUUCUUCGAUGAGUAUCGUAUAUUUCAAAGUAGUCCGAAGUCGUCAGCAGUGGCGAAGCAAUGCGAAGCCCAUAUCAAGAGAUUGCAUCAGAUUAUGACGUUGGCUGUGGCAUUGAUGGACUGGAAAGAAGCUCACGAAAAAUUACGGCGACGUGUGAAAGGGAAAAACCAGUCCUGGACUCAAGCACUUGCAAGACAAGAAGGCAUAAGACCAAUGUACUGGAAGAGUUAAACCCAACAGAUUUCUCGUUGGUUCGGGAAGACGUGGAGGCACAACUACUCAACAUGACGGAACGCCGGCAGCGAAGCAUGAACGAGCACUAUUAUCGACGCCGCAGGAUUGAAGUAGAGCAACACUUUAAUCGCCUCAAGUCAGAGGGAAAUUUUGUACUCCCCACGCUCGCGGAAUUUCGUAAGUUACCCGUCAUGCAGCUAGUUCAAGGGAAAGUCGGAACUUCAAACAACAGUUUUGCUGGAGACUUAAAGAAUUCCCUAUUAAUAGCAGAGUUGAUUCAGGGUGACCUGAGAAAAUGGAUGGAGCCUGUAGUAGAUGCUCUUUCCAGUGAACUUGGAUAUCCGAAUUGGAAGAGUGCCAGCACCAAGAAGCUGUCUCCUGUCAAGAGGCUAACCGCCCGAUUCAAGUGUAAAAGGUGUGACAGAGUGGCUAAGAAGUACUCCAACGAUGGAUGCCUUGACUUCGAGGGUGUUUGUGCGCAUCAAUGCCCUCAUCUUUCAGAGAAGGAAGCAAAGCAGGGUAGCUGGAGAGUUGAAGAUUUUGUGAAGGAUGAAAAGGCAAUUCGAGUCAUCUCUCAGGCUCUUACUCUAUGCGGAGCGAGAGAAGACGAUCCGAGUUCGGCGGAUGUUGUCAAGAGCUUUGGCCCUCGGUUCAAGUGCUUGUCUUGUUCUGCCAAGAUUGUGAUGGGUUUUAGCUGUCUUGUUGGUCAUGCUCAUCGGCACGAUGAGAUGAAAGUUGAACUAGAAGCAGAAAGAGAUAUAUUUUCUAUCAACAUAUUUCCCAUUUUGGAAGGGCGUUCUGCCACAUUGAUGAACCUCAGCUAUCGAUCUAAGAAGCAGCGGGAACUCCGUGUUUAUGGAUGCCGACAUUGUUUACCAGGCGGUGAUAUCAGGCCAGAAAUCUCAUCAUAUGAUACGGUUCCCCGUGAAGGUCGAGACACUGCACGGGCGGCCACCGCAUUCCCUUCGGCGAGCGAAGAAGCGAAGCGUCAUAAAAAGAUACAAUUCUUCAGCUUCGAUGGAUUGAGAUCACACGCAAAGAACAAGCACCAUAUUGAACUACUACGGGACGAAGACUUGUUCUAUCAACCGCCGUCGCAUUUAAGUGUGAGAUUGUUUCGGAGCUAAGUAGGGGACAGGAAAUAUCGGAAAGAUCGAAGUGAGGCUUGGAAGAAAUCAGACUUGGAAUAUCGUUUCCCGAGGUAGGUUUGCACGGGUAUUUUCCAUACGGUCCGUUGGCGAUGCGCACGAGUUCAAUCAUACCAGUCGAGUGUUUCUUUGGGCCAGUUGUAGUUUGGAUGUAGUAGUGACGGUACGCAGAAUCCAGCAUCCUUCUACAAUGCGAAUUCCCGCCAUACCAAAGA
This is a messenger RNA of Serpula lacrymans var. lacrymans S7.9, 1849 nucleotides long. RefSeq lists its product as uncharacterized. Bases 312 to 1613 code for a protein of 433 amino acids. NCBI's taxonomy places the organism in Eukaryota, Fungi, Basidiomycota, Agaricomycetes, Boletales, Serpulaceae. The record is from RefSeq and is a predicted model, not a curated record. The transcript is spliced from 13 exons.